AUGACACAACUUGACGUUAAGCCAGUCAACUGGAAAAAGAGUGCGAAGAGCGGUGUGGGUGACAUAUGUGUAGCAACCAUCAGAUACAAUGGCGUCGAGCUAGCAUUGCCUAACGUAUACAUAAGCCCUGAAUCAUCCAAGGCUGAUAUACAGAAGUUUCUCUUCCUAAAGCUCAUACAAUACAGCAAGGUCAAGCUACCCGCCAGUGCUCAUGACAACACGAAAAACAGGGGUAUGUUCAUGAUGAUGAUAGAAAUAGAAGAAAUGCAGGCGUACGACUUGUCCAACGUCGCUAACCUCACCUUGGCGGAAGGUCACCACGGAGAACUCUCGUUCCAGAUGAAACAAAUCCAGCAACUGGCUACUCCUUCGCAUCCCUCGGCUAUGUGGAUUAAACUGCUGAACAAACACUUCGGGAAAACCUACAGGUUUACUGAAACAGAUCGAAUUCUCGUCACCAAUGUGAAGCUGCUGCAAGCGCUCGACAGGCUCUGCCAGCUCUCCUCGCCGGAGGACAUUCUGCGCUACAUAUCCUGGACCGUCGUCCAACUUCUUGGCUGGAUGGCAGACCCGACCUUGCCGGGCCGCCCGCAGUCCGCAGCCACUGAAGAUCCCCGAUCCGUAGACUGCUUCUGGGCAGUCGACCGCGUCUUUGGGCUCGCCUCCUGGUCAAGCUACAUCACCAGCCGCUUCCCGACGCCCGUCCGCGCUGACGUGGAUCGCAUCCUCAGCUCCAUCGUCCAGAGCACCGUCGACAUGCUCCUACGGUCCUCUUGGAUCGACAACGCCACGAAAGAAGUCGCUGUUCACAAGGUCCGUAACAUCCAGACCUUGCUGUGGCCUCCGGAGGAGUUCUUCAACGCCACCGAAACCGCCGAUCUCCUGAAACCAUUCCCGGACCCGAGCGACUCUGUCAUCUCGAGCUGGCUUCGAGCAUCUAUCGUACGACGAGGUCUUCUAGGCAGAGCCGGCUUCGAGAGUCUUCUGGACGCCGACAGCGAUCUCCGGUCACUCUUCAGGUACCGCUACUACGUGAACGAACUGGCCGUAUCCCUAACCGCAGUGAGCAGUCCGCUCUACAUCCAAGGGGCGACGAGUGCCCUCAACUAUGGGGGACUCGGUGUCCACUACGCGACGACGCUGGCUAGGGCCUUCGACCACAAGGGAGUCCUGGUGGACGCUCUGGGUCGUGGAACGCUUUGGUGGUCCAGGGCGUCGUAUCCCGCGUACGAAAGUAGGAGUUCGUGCCGAGGUGCCGACGGCGCUGAAUCUACGAAAACUGAUAUGGACGGCGUGACGGCGCUGGGCGUUGCUUACGACGCUUUCAAGGUAAAUCGCGCGCUGUCUUUAAGAAAAAUAUCCGAUGCCAAGUUUUUGGGGAUGUCUGAGGACCAGGUGUUCUUUGUGGGUUUUUGCCAGGCCUUCUGUGCUUCGGUUCCAACAGAACAGCAGCGGUCUUCGUGCGACGCGCCACUGAAGAACUCUGGCGAAUUUGCCAGGGCUUUCAACUGUCCGCUGAACUCGCCGAUGAACCCGAGUGUUAAGUGUUCUUUCUUCGAUGAUGCGGGAGGACGAAGUCGUCCGUCGGCUUCAGUGCCGACAAUUACGACCCCGCAUCCGGGUGAAGACAAUAUCGGAUAUCACGAUUAA
Ixodes scapularis (black-legged tick) is the source of this 1650-nucleotide messenger RNA. Its product is annotated as endothelin-converting enzyme 2-like. The coding region runs from base 1 to 1650 and encodes 549 amino acids. NCBI's taxonomy places the organism in Eukaryota, Metazoa, Arthropoda, Arachnida, Ixodida, Ixodidae. Gene Ontology annotation, molecular function: metalloendopeptidase activity. The transcript is spliced from 3 exons. Gene Ontology annotation, biological process: protein processing. The record is from RefSeq and is a predicted model, not a curated record. Gene Ontology annotation, cellular component: plasma membrane.